UAAUGUCCCUGAUGUAGAGCGAGUGUUUACAUUAUCAGUGCUCCUCCUCAUCCGUCAUUUGCACACUGCUGAAUCACAGCAGGUUUACAGGCUGCUUCUGGAGCUUUGAGUGCGGAUCUGUUCAUUUUUCUGCUUCUGUACGCUGUGGAGGAUCUGGAUGAUCUGCAGAUGAUGGACACUCCUGCAGACUCAUCUAACAGUCGAGAAAAUCUAACACAAUCUUCAUCUGCACCUCAAGUCAAGCUGGGCAAAGGUUCAGCUCUUCUCCUGAUGGACGUUAGCUGUGGAUGGAGGCAGUAAUGAUGCAGAACAUGUCAGUGAGUGAGGUGGAGGUCCGGCUGAUCUACUCCACCACGCUGCCCGUCUCUUGUGCUAUAAUCCUGCUGAACCUGCUGCUGAUCCUGGCUAUUGCUUGCAGCCGGCGGCUCCGCGGUGCGCAGCACUUCUUCUUUCUCAGCCUGCUGGUGUCCGGCGUCUGCACAGGCGUGGCGCUGCCCUUUAUCCCCUGGAUGGGUCUGAACCGCCCCCUCAGCUUCACUUCCUGUUUGCUGGUGCAUGUCUUCCCCAACUUCCUGUUUCUGGCAUUUCUGUGUAACCUGGUGCUGGUACACUACGAGCGGUACCGCAGCAUCGCGAGCCCCCUGCGGCGUGGACAGCUGUGGCUCCACCGCCGGUUCCUGCUGCCGCUGCUGGCUGUGUGGGCGCUGCCACUGCUGUUCGCCCUGCUGCCCGCCUUUGGCUGGAACAACAGAGGGCUUCAGGAACGCAGUGGAUGCUGCCCACGGCCCAACACCACGGCUCUGCCCCACUGCACAGCGCUGCCUGGAGAGUGCUGCUCGUACCGCAGCGUCUUCCCCAACUCCUUCAUCUAUCUGGAGGUGUACGGCCUGCUGGCGCCUGCUAUCCUCUCCAUCGCCGCCAUGACGUGCCGUGUGCUGUGCAUUACGCGUGGGCAGCUGCGGGGAAUCACGCGUGUGCAGCGGGCAGUGGCGGACCGGGAGCAGCGCCGGCGGAUGGAGCUGCGCUACGCUUGCUGUGUGGCAGCCGUGACCCUAGCCUUUCUGGCCUGCUGGGGGCCCUAUAUUGUGUACACUCAUGUGGGCGUGGAGCUCUUGCUGAGGCGGGCAGGGCGCAGCGGUCGCACUGGUCACAUUGUGCUGUCCUGUGUGGGCAUCGGCAGCACUGCUGUUGUGCCGCUCCUUCUGGGUCUCGCCAACAAGGAAUACACUGAUCCAAUCAGAAAACUGAUCCGCAAUCUGCAGAAGCGCUGCAGAAACAGCCACGCGAGUACUCCAGUCUGACUUUACAUUCAGGAUCAAAUAUCUGAAGGUCAUGAGCCGCUCGAGGAGAGUCAGUGAACGCUCUGUGAUUAUACACUGAAGGACAGAAACAACAUGAAGUACU
Danio aesculapii is the source of this 1404-nucleotide messenger RNA. RefSeq names its product G-protein coupled bile acid receptor 1. Lineage: Eukaryota; Metazoa; Chordata; Actinopteri; Cypriniformes; Danionidae. The record is from RefSeq and is a predicted model, not a curated record. Bases 288 to 1301 code for a protein of 337 amino acids. Gene Ontology annotation, cellular component: membrane. Gene Ontology annotation, molecular function: G protein-coupled bile acid receptor activity. Gene Ontology annotation, biological process: G protein-coupled receptor signaling pathway. The transcript is spliced from 2 exons.